Molecule: messenger RNA, 1842 nt
Organism: Endocarpon pusillum Z07020
Lineage: Eukaryota; Fungi; Ascomycota; Eurotiomycetes; Verrucariales; Verrucariaceae
Exons: 3
Coding region: 1-1842 (613 amino acids)
Molecular function (GO): oxidoreductase activity, acting on paired donors, with incorporation or reduction of molecular oxygen; heme binding; monooxygenase activity
Source: RefSeq, a predicted model, not a curated record
AUGAACUGGUACCUGCCACUCUCGGCAAGCCGGGUGCCGAGUUGCGAGCAAAGCGCCGUCAUACUGUCGACGAGGUAUCAACAAAUCCCACGAAAUGCAGCAACUAUAUACAAUUUAUUCGUAUUGCUUUUCGACGACGAACGAGUCCUCCCAGCACCACGCCCCCUCCAGGCUCGCCCCAUAACAAUACACACCCACCCUGCUUCUGGUGGACCUUCAAUAACGGCGAUCAUGAUUGCCAUCCUGAGCAGCUCGGCCUUGAUGGCAAUCGCCCGGGUCGCACUCGGUCUCUUGGGUGUUGUUGUGCUCGCUCUCGCCGUCAUCUCUUACCGCUAUUAUGCCUUCCGCCGACGCCUACCACCAGGCCCCGCCGGCCUUCCGCUUGUUGGUAACCUUUUCGAGAUGCCCAAAAGCCACCCGUGGCUCACUCACACUGAAUUGCACAAGAGAUACGGCCCCAUCUUCAGCAUGCAGUACGGCCUGAGUACCGUCAUCUACCUCGGCACCCAGGAGGCUGCCCGUGAUCUUCUCGAGAAGCGCAGCAAUAUCUACAGCUCGCGUCCCCGCUUCACCAUGGUCGGCGAGUGCAUCAGCCAGGGCAAUCGGUCCCUCAUUCUGCCAUAUGGCGAGCAAUGGCGUGGCUACCACCGUCUGCAGGGCUCUUUUCUGAGUCCGCGUAUGUCCAACACCUACCGAGAGCUGCAGGAUCUUGAGAGCAAGCAGCUCGUCUCCGAGUUUCUCACCAAGGAUGACUUCUUCAAGCGCUUCCACCGCUACUCCUCUAGCUUGACCUUUGCGCUCGCGUACGGCAAGCGCAUGCCCACCGGCCAGGAGGAAGAGGUCAAGGGUGUGGAGAAGAUCAUGGACAACCUGAACAAAGCCUUCAUUACCAACUGGAUUGUCGACUCGCUGCCCUUCCUGAACCAUCUGCCGAGCUUCAUGAAACCGUGGAAGAAGAUCGCCGACUUCCUUGGCGACGAGGAGCGCGACUUCUUCUACAAGAUCCGUGACGGCGCCGCUCAGCGUCGGGGCUACAACUGGUGCAAGGACAUCCUCACCAUGAAGGAGCACAAGGCCCUUACCGACACCCAGCUGUCGUACGUCAUCGGCAACACCUACGAGGCCGGUGCCGACACCACCACCAUGACGCUCCAAGUCUUUACUCUCGCCGCUGUGCUGCACCAGGACAAGGUCAAGAUUCUCCAGGAGGAGAUCGACCGUGUCGUCGGCCGUGACCGUCUCCCAACCUUCGAGGAUACCGAGAAGAUGCCCUAUCUGGCCGCGUUCGUCAAGGAGAUCCACCGCUGGCGCCCAGUGCUCCCUGGUGGUGUGCCUCACGCCGUCACGGCUGAUGAUGAGUACAUGGGCUACCACAUUCCCAAAGGCGCGACGAUCGUUGGUGGCCACUGGGCCAUCUCCAUGGACGAGGGGCUGUACCCCAACGCCGACAACUUCGAGCCAGAGCGUUUCCUCAAAAAUCCCGACCUUCCCUACUCUCAAUUCGGUUUCGGGCGUCGCAAGUGCAUUGGCCAACAUAUUGGCAACAACUCGAUGAUGAUCAACGUGGCGCGCAUGCUCUGGGCCUACGACAUCAAGAAGGGUUGGGAGAUCGUUGAUGGCAAGAAGGUCGAAGCGCACGUCGGCCGCUUGGACUUCUACUCCGGCUUCAACUCGCCCCCGCUUCCAUUCAAGGCCGCUUUCAUCCCCCGAAGCGAGAAGGUGCCGGAGAUAAUUCGAAGAGAGUUCGCCGAGACGGAGAAGAGCACCGAGAUCAUCCUUGAGCGCAUCGAGCAGGCUCAGCAGAUCCUCAAGGGGGGUGAGCCGACCGUGGUCGCGGUCUAG